AUGGCAAACAACACGGAUGGGCCCGAAAACCCAGACGGGCCAUACGACCAAGAUGGGCCCGACGACCAGGACGGGCAUGACAACCCGGACAUGCCAGACAACAUGGACGGGCCCAAUGACCCAAACGGUCCUGAAAACUCGGAUGGGCCAGACGAGCCAGAUGGGCCCUACGACCCAGACGAGCCCAACGAUCUAAACGGGCCCAACGAUCCAAAUAGGCCCAAUGAUCCAGACAGGCCCAACGACUCGAACGGGCCCGACGAAUCCCCACAUGGGCCAGGGUCAAACCCUGUGAGCUGGGCCAAAUUGACACCUCUAAGCUGA
Molecule: messenger RNA, 324 nt
Organism: Vigna unguiculata (cowpea)
Lineage: Eukaryota; Viridiplantae; Streptophyta; Magnoliopsida; Fabales; Fabaceae
Source: RefSeq, a predicted model, not a curated record